AUGGGCCGUCUGGUCGCCGGCGCCAAGUUUCGCGGCGAGUUCGAGGAACGACUCAAGACCGUCAUCGACGAGGUUACCGCUGCCCAGGGCGAGGUCAUCCUGUUCCUCGACGAAAUGCACACCCUGGUCGGCGCCGGCGCCGGCGAGGGCGGCCUGGAUGCCAGCAAUAUGCUCAAGCCGGCCCUGGCCCGCGGCGAGUUGCAGGCAAUCGGCGCCACCACCCUGGACGAAUAUCGCAAACACAUCGAGCGGGACCCGGCGCUGGCUCGCCGCUUCCACCCGGUGUACGUCGAUGAGCCCACCGCCGAGGAAACCAUCACCAUCCUGCAGGCCUCAAGCCCCGCUACGAAGCCCACCACAAGGUAA
Messenger RNA from Geodia barretti, 366 nucleotides. Lineage: Eukaryota; Metazoa; Porifera; Demospongiae; Tetractinellida; Geodiidae. The record is from the annotation of a GenBank genome assembly.